This is a messenger RNA of Symbiodinium pilosum, 705 nucleotides long. The record is from the annotation of a GenBank genome assembly. NCBI's taxonomy places the organism in Eukaryota, Dinophyceae, Suessiales, Symbiodiniaceae.
AUGGCAGACAGCAAGCGAGACUUGGAGAUGGAGAGGUUCCGCAAGGGGGAACUCAACGUGCUGAUUUGCACCAAUGCCCUGGAGGAGGGAGUGGAUGUCUCAGACUGCGCCUUUGUCAUCCGCUUCAACCGUCCCUUGCUCGGCCAGAAGAGCCACAUACAGGGAGCUGGCCGCGCACGGCGGAGUGAUGCGAAAAUCUUUUACUUCGACAACGACCCUGACAAGGAAGAAGGGCGUGCCAAGCUGCUGUCCGAGGUUGCGAAGGAUGAAUCACUUCGACUCACAGAGGCCCAGCGCGAAGAGCGCAGGAUAGAUGCCACACUCUCCAUUCCAGGAGUCUACCCAUUCAACCCUCCAGAGAGUGCGAAGGCUGAGGUCAACCUGUACAAUUGCUUGCAAAUGGUGUAUGAGUACUGUGCAAAGACGAUGGGCCAGUCCCUGAACCCAGAAGAUCUUUUCACCUACGAAGAGAAGGUGAUUUGUGAGUACCCGCGGCAAGUUCGGAAGUUCAUCAAAGAAGCCAAGUAUCCCUCGCCAGAAGGCUUUCAGCAGGUGACCUUGGAACGAGUGAAUGCCCGCUGGGGUGAUACAAAGCUGGACAGCGUCCUGGACCCGAGUCGAAGUAGGAACCUGAAGACAGAGGACAAGGAGAAGCGACGAUUUCUGUAUGUCGUUGCAAUAGAUAUGCAUGAACGUGGGCUCCUG